CUCCAUUUAGUCGGAAGAAAUUAGUUCCCGAGGCCACAUCAAGCCACCCGAUCUGUUCGGUUGCAAACCAAAAUUUCCCAGCAAUCUGCCAUGCUGAACCUUAAACUUGGAGUGCUCCUCGGAUGCCUUCUCCUGGUGGCUUCUUCCGCUCUGUCGGCGAGUGUUGGUGACUACGAGGAGCUGUGUCGGCUGUUCAAGAACGGCACCAAGGUUCGUAAGCCCGGCACCUGCGACCAGUACAUCCAGUGUUACGAUGGCGACGGCACCGUCCUGACCUGCCCCUCCAACCAGUUCUUCAAUCCCAGCAAGGACGCGUGCGUAGCCACGAUGGACAAUAGCAACAAGUACUGCGGCAAUCGCUGCGAGGGAUUGGAUGGCGAAUGGGUGGCCGAUCCGACCGAGUGCCACAAGUACUUUUACUGCAUGAACGGCGUACCGCUGGAGGGUAUGUGUCCCGUGGGCCAGCACUUCGAUGAGAGCUCUCAGGCCUGCCUGUAUGGCAAGGACUCCAUAUGCGUGGAUGUGAACAACAUUUGUGAACUGGUGGCGGCAGAAACGAAGUUCCGGAACGACAAGGACUGCGGCUACUACUACCAGUGUGACAAGAUCGGGAAGCAUGCGACCAAGACCUGCAUUACAAGCAAGAAGACAGAGUACUUCGAUGUGGAGAGCGGCAAAUGCGUGGAAGCCAAUAAGGUGGAGUGCACCGCCCACUCAAAGGAGAACGUCUGCUCCAUCAGCAAAGAGAUGCAACUUAAGUCCGACAAUGCCACCUGCCGUGGCUAUUUCGUCUGCAAGGCUCUCUAUCCUGUAGUUGACCUGGAUCCCCAGUGGGCGCAGUGCCCCGAGGGCUACUUCUUCGACGAGGAUCGGCAGGUCUGCGGCACGGCCACCUCGGUGGUGUGCACCCACAACAGAUGCGAGGGACGCGGCACGAUGCUGGUGACCAGCAGCAGCAACAACUGCCACAACUACAUCCGAUGCGUGGACAAUAAGGAGGUGACGGAGGAAACCUGCCACUUGGACUACUUCUUCGACGAGACAGUGGAGGCCUGUUCCUCCAAGAUCAUCUAUGAUAAGUGUUGCGAUGACCGGGAUUAGAUUUAGGAAUUCAAUGGUGUACCUAUAAAUAAAAAUUGCAAAUACGAAGUAGUUCUUUUUUCAAAUCUUA
Molecule: messenger RNA, 1171 nt
Organism: Drosophila yakuba
Lineage: Eukaryota; Metazoa; Arthropoda; Insecta; Diptera; Drosophilidae
Product: peritrophin-44
Exons: 2
Coding region: 91-1101 (336 amino acids)
Cellular component (GO): extracellular region
Molecular function (GO): chitin binding
Source: RefSeq, a predicted model, not a curated record